GUCAGAAUCUCCAAGCUUAAGGCCCCUCCCUUUCAGACCUAUAAAUUGACUCCCAUCUCACUCCACUCUGAAUCGCCUCAUUCGGACAAACUCUCUGCUGAAAACGUUGAACGCUAGACUACAUAAAGAUGUCAGACUUGGAGAGCUGCCUGGGAACCAUCAUUGAGGUGUUCCACAAAUACUCAUCCAAAGAAGGUGACAAGUACAAAUUAAAAAAGAGCGAACUCAAGGAUCUGCUCACCAAUGAAUUUCCGACUCUUACCGAGCAUGUGAAAGAUCAAGCAACAUUGGACAGUUUGAUGGAAAGCGUGGAUACCGAUGGUGACUCGGAGUGUGAUUUUCAAGAGUUCAUGACCUUCAUCACCAUGGUUACCAUCUGUUGCCAUGAGUUUUUCGAACACAACGAAGACGAAUGAGUCGAAUUAAAAAAACAAGUAUUCAUAGCAUAAUAGUAAUACAACACAUUGAUUCUCUUAAAGUUUGCUUUGUUCUUUUUCGUAUCAUAUUAGGAUUGUUGUUUAGUUUGAACAGAAUGUAUAUGCAGCUUGUACGACAGUUUGUUUUGCUAGACUCAAAACCAGUUUAUUACAAAGCAUGCUUCUAUUAUUUUUCCUAGGCAAUUUUUUUCUCAAAGACAUCCCCAUCAUAAAUCUCAUCGAGUGCAAUGCGGACCAGGUGUUGCGCUCUUGCCAUUUCAGUUCCAGGAUGAUUGUGAAAUGUUUUUCCUGAUUAGCUUCAGACUAUUAGGCUGCUAUUGACUUACGUCAGAUUGUUCCAGGGGCCUGAGACAAAUCAUGCUGUGCUUUAAGAAGACCCACCAAAGCAAAUUAUUCCUUUGAAAAUAUCUAAUAUGAUGUUUACAACCAUCCAUAAAUGGUUUGGAAUUUCAAAUCAAUCCCAUGUUAUUAAAGGCAUGAAAACUCAUGUUUUUCAUGUAUUAGAUAUCCAGAAAAUGUUUAAUAGUACAUGAGUUGUGUUUUCCAAUUGUAAACUGUAACUAGUGCUACUAAAUCUGCAAAUUAUUAAGCUUAAUGUGACAUUUUAUUGAAGAAUGUAUUAGAAUGUAUUAUGAACAGUUUACACAAAUGUGUGUAACAAGGUCCUACAAUUAAAGUUUCCUUACAAACCUAAAAAUAUAAAAAUAAAAGAUGAAUAUGUUUCAGAAGCCAAACUGUUAGAAUUAUGGAAUAAAAUCAAACAAAAUAAAAAUUGUGAACAGAUAAAA
Molecule: messenger RNA, 1225 nt
Organism: Carassius auratus (goldfish)
Lineage: Eukaryota; Metazoa; Chordata; Actinopteri; Cypriniformes; Cyprinidae
Product: protein S100-B-like
Exons: 3
Coding region: 129-416 (95 amino acids)
Biological process (GO): positive regulation of cell population proliferation; positive regulation of canonical NF-kappaB signal transduction
Cellular component (GO): cytoplasm; nucleus
Molecular function (GO): calcium ion binding; calcium-dependent protein binding; RAGE receptor binding
Source: RefSeq, a predicted model, not a curated record